AUGGCGGAUGAGGAUGGGAAGAAGGAGGAGGGGCGUGGUCGUGCUUUCGCGGCCAAAGCGGGCAUCAUCCAAUCCGUAUCUGCGGAGGGAUGUGCGAGUUGUAGAUUGUAUCGAGUUCGUGUACCGGGUACAUUUGUGAAUUCGGCCGAGCACCGAAAUGAUGGGAUGCAAAGGAGAGAAGAAUACAAUAUCAUCGAUUCACUGUAG
This is a messenger RNA of Plenodomus lingam JN3, 207 nucleotides long. The record is from RefSeq and is a predicted model, not a curated record. Lineage: Eukaryota; Fungi; Ascomycota; Dothideomycetes; Pleosporales; Leptosphaeriaceae.